AGGAAACAUCAAUUUUUAGACUUUUUACUUUUAUAGACAGGAAAUUGCAAACGUUGAACAAUGAAUCCAAGAAUAUGCAUGUUUUUGUUCGUCAUUAUUGCAAUAUUAUCCAUUUCAGUUGCACUUCCAAUUGACCCAUUUGGUCCUCCAAUGGGUAGUCCAUUUGGUACUCCAAUGGGAAGUCCGAUGAAUUCUCCCAUGGAUGAUCAAAGUGACGAUUCUAAUGGAUUGACUGCAGCCUCUGCUACGACUGAGAAAAAGGUUGAAGAUGUCGUAAAUCACGUGAUAAGUGUUGUUGAUCAACAAAAAGACCAGCAAUCUCCAAUGAAUAUGAUGUCUCCGAUGAUGCAACCAAUGCCUAUCUGAUGAUGUAAUUUGAAAGAAUGGAACGGUUAAUUAGAUUUUAUAGGAUUGAAAAUAUCAUAUAAUGUCUCCAAGAAGAUGAAAUGCAGACCAUUUUUGUGCUACAAAUUUAUUUUGGAACAUUAAACUUAGUUUUGCACUGAUAAA
This is a messenger RNA of Parasteatoda tepidariorum (common house spider), 510 nucleotides long. RefSeq lists its product as uncharacterized. Lineage: Eukaryota; Metazoa; Arthropoda; Arachnida; Araneae; Theridiidae. The record is from RefSeq and is a predicted model, not a curated record.